This is a messenger RNA of Carassius carassius (crucian carp), 738 nucleotides long. RefSeq names its product aquaporin-8-like. Gene Ontology annotation, biological process: water transport; transmembrane transport. Lineage: Eukaryota; Metazoa; Chordata; Actinopteri; Cypriniformes; Cyprinidae. Gene Ontology annotation, cellular component: plasma membrane. The transcript has 5 exons. Gene Ontology annotation, molecular function: water channel activity. The coding region runs from base 1 to 738 and encodes 245 amino acids. The record is from RefSeq and is a predicted model, not a curated record.
AUGUCAGUGGAGGCAGAGAAGCUAGAGCUGGACAAAACCUUGCUGAAGAAGAACAAACCCAAACAUCUUUGCAAGAAUGAAAGAACAAUCCAGCCAUGUGUUGCUGAGCUGGUGGGCACCACUUCUUUUGUCUUUAUCGGCUGUGUGUCUGUCAUUGAAAAUGUGGAGACGGCGGGACGAUCACAGCCAGCGUUUGUGCAUGGACUGGCAGUGGCUGUGCUGGUGGCGUGUAUGGCAGAAAUCAGCGGAUCACAUUUUAACCCUCCGUUCACCAUCGCUAUCUGGUUAUGUGGUGGAAUUCAGCUGACGAUGGCUGUUCCCUGCCUUAUCAUUCAGCUUAUCGGAGGUUUGCUGGGAGCUGCAAUGUCAAAGGUUAUGACAUCACACGAGAAUUAUGUGAAUGCUACCGGAGCGGCCUUUACUAUUCUUACAUCUGAGGAGCAGCUGGGGAAGGCAGGGUUUGCUGAAAUGGCCUUGACGUGUCUAGUAACUAUGGUGGUGCUGCUGGGAGCUGUCAAUGGAAAGAGCAAAAGCCCCCUUGUGCCCUUCAUGGUGGGCUGCACUGUUAUUGUCAAUGUUCUGGCAGAAGGAGAUGUUUCUGGCACCUGUUUGAAUCCUGCAAGAGCUUUUGGACCUGCGUUGGUGGCUAACUACUGGACUUAUCAUUGGGUUUAUUGGGGAUGGCCCGAUUGGGGGAGGUCUGGGGGCUGCUGCUCUACUGUUACUUUAUUGUUUUAA